Messenger RNA from Rhincodon typus (whale shark), 3316 nucleotides. RefSeq names its product leucine-rich repeats and immunoglobulin-like domains 1. NCBI's taxonomy places the organism in Eukaryota, Metazoa, Chordata, Chondrichthyes, Orectolobiformes, Rhincodontidae. The transcript is spliced from 11 exons. The coding region runs from base 206 to 2164 and encodes 652 amino acids. The record is from RefSeq and is a predicted model, not a curated record.
AAAUUGAUUGUACUUUCUUAUUUUCCUUCCCUACAGGGAACUGGACAAUAAUGAAAUCUCCGGAAUAAUAGAAGAUACAAAUGGAGCCUUUGUUGGUUUGGAUGGUCUGAGCAAGCUAACGCUGUUUGGAAACGAGAUCAAAUCUAUAGCCAAAAAAGCAUUCAUAGGACUGGAGGCCCUCGAACACCUAAAUCUAGGAAACAAUAUGAUCAGAUCUAUCCAGGAAGAAGCAUUCACCAAAAUGAACAAUCUGAAAGAAGUAUCAAUGAACAGUGAUAGCUUUUUAUGUGACUGCCAAUUAAAAUGGCUGCCACAGUGGCUCAUUGGAAGAGGCUUCCAAUCUAGUAUAGUUGCUACAUGUGCUCAUCCAGAAUCACUGAAAGGCCAAAGUAUCUUCACUGUGCCUGCAGAAAGUUUUAUUUGUGAUGACUUUCCAAAGCCUCAGAUCAUAGUUCAACCUGAGACAACUAUGGCUAUGCUUGGCAAAGAUAUACGUUUCACUUGUUCUGCAGCAAGCAGUAGCAACUUUCCGAUGAUAUUUGCCUGGAAGAAAGAUCAUGAAAUUCUUCACAAUGCUGAGAUUGAGAACUUUGCACAUGUGCGGGCAAAAGAUGGUGAAGUAAUGGAGUACACAACCAGUCUUCUUUUAAGAAAAGUGAAAUUUUCAGAUGAGGGAAGAUAUCAGUGUAUUAUAACUAACAACUUUGGCUCGACCUACUCCAAUAAAGCUAAGCUUACAGUAAAUGUGUUACCAUCAUUUGUUAAGACUCCAAGAGAUAUUACGAUUCGAACAGGAGCCAAUGCUCGUCUUGAAUGUGCUGCCACUGGUCAUCCGACCCCACAAAUUGCAUGGCAGAAGGACGGUGGCACAGAUUUUCCUGCUGCUAGAGAAAGGCGAAUGCACGUGAUGCCGGAAGAUGAUGUUUUCUUUAUCGUAGAUGUCAAAAUUGAAGACAUGGGAGUUUACACUUGUACAGCUCAAAAUAUUGCUGGGGCCGUUUUGGCCAAUGCCUCACUAAUGGUGUUGGAAACCCCAUCAUUGGUUUACCCCCUUGAAGACCAAAUUGCAGUGAUUGGUGAAACUAUAGCUCUGCAGUGCAUGGCAUCAGGAAGCCCAUCUCCACGGAUAACUUGGUUAAAAGGUGAUGAGCCCCUUGUGGUUACAAAGAGGCAUCAUUUCACCUCUGGAAAUCAGCUGCUCAUCAUACGAAAUGUGGUAUUGGAUGAUGGGGGUAAAUACACAUGUGAGAUGUCUAACACACUUGGCACAGAGCGAGCUCAUAGCCACCUCAGCGUUUUACCAUCAUCAAGCUGUGUUGUGGGACAAAGCAAAAAAGAUGGAACUAUGACUGUUGGUAUUGUCAUCAUUGCUGUAGUCUGCAGUAUUGUAAUAACUUCACUGGUAUGGGUAUGCAUCAUCUAUCAGACCAGGAAGAAGAGUGAAGAAUACAGUGUUACCAAUACAGAUGAAACCAUCGUACCACCUGAUGUACCAAGUUACCUAUCUUCUCAAGGGACAUUGUCUGAGCGUCAGGAGACAUGCGUCAAGAUAGAUGAGAGUAGCAAUUUGCAAUUAGCAGCAACACUUCCUCAUGGACGUAUGGAGAGCAGUGGUACGGUGAGCAAUGGUACAUGUCAGUCUGAUGCUGGAAGCUGUGUAGAAGUGGCAUCCCAUAAUGUUAACGAUGGAUGUAAACAUGUAGCAGGAGGAAGGCUGGGAUCGGUAAAAACAGAACAGUUUGAUUCUACCAACAUUUACUCCAAGGAACAUAAAUGGUCAAAUCAUGCAUAUGAGAAUCAUGGUACAGAGCGGAAUAGAGUAGACAAAGGCAUUUUGAAUCAUUAUUUAUGCAAUGGAACUUCCAGUGGCCUAAGGGAGAAGCAAGGACUUGUAUAUCCUAGCAAUCAUGACAGGAUGGUGUCACAGGCACAAAAUGUAACACCUGUAAAGAUUGCUGAUACAAAAGGUUUGUCUUCCCAACCUGUACAGUAUUGUCAGGAACAUCAUAAGCCUGUACAACUUCCAUUGUUGGAGACCUCACGUCAUCAAUCAGUACCUUUGUGUGACAAACCUCAGACUGUACUGUGCAGUGGUGCUGAAGGUGACAUCAAACAGUCUUUACUACUGAAUGGACAGUUAUCACAAUCUUCAGACAUGGUCUGAAGAACAAGUAAAUUGAAUACAAACUUAUGCCUAUGCACUGAAAACAUAUUUUUGUUACUACCUCACCUUCUGUAAUGAAGAGUCAUGGCAGGACAGAGCUUGUAUGGGAACAAUCCUAUUUGAGCGUUCUUUAAUUGUUUAUAUUUUUAAGCUUCCAUAGGAAGUAUUUGUAGAUCAACAGUUGACUUGCAUUUAAAGCAUGUAAAUGCAGGGCAUAAUGUACAUAAGGGAAUGUUGUGCUUUUAUAUGUUUGUAUAUGAGUUUCUGUAUGUUUCUCUUGCAGAAGAUAUUUUAAACCUAUUUAGUGCAUGAAUAACUUUUUAGAAUUUUGAAACUAUUUCUCUUGGUUAUGUUGGUUGCUGUUCUUAAAUAUUGCAAAACCUACUGGUGCCUUAUUGCAAAGGGUCAUAAUGAAAGUAAUUACUUGUAUAAACACACUUACCCUUCCACUGAAUAUAAUUACCAUACUGGACAUGACAUUUCUAGGGAAAUGCUUUACAUUAUUUGACAAGGGUCUUACAGCCAUUAGCUAAGUACAUUUCUCCAGUGUUAUUUCCUUUGUAGUUUGGUAUAGAAAUUAUAGAAAAGUUACUCAUUGCCAUUAAAGCUCAAGUUUAAAUUCUGUGACUGCGAAAUAGAGGACUGUGUCUGUUAUCAGCCACUAGGACACUGGAGAAAUUGAAAUAUGUACUGUGUCCAGAUCAGUUGGAAAAGAGUUCUUGUUAGUUGUUGAUUUUGAAAAACUCGUAAACUGCAUUAUUAGAAAAAAUAACAUUUGUGUUAACCAAAUAUUGUUUGCUGUAGUCUCUACUUGCCAAUUUUGUUCCUUAGAGAUCACAGUAAAAAACACUAAUCAGUUGCAGAAAUUGCAAACAAAUGUAAAAGAACUAAGAUCUUGGAAUUAAGUUAAAAUUCUAUUGAAAUAAUGUUACCCUUCAAGUAAAUAUUCUCCAUGCUGAAUCUGCCUCAAACACAAUAGGUACAAUUGUGUGACUAUUAAACAUUGCCAGAAAGGACACAGCAAAGCUGCUCAAUGGAGGCAAACAGAGGAAAGAAGUGUUACUUCUCUGCACAAAUAUUUAUUUAUACGAUUUGUUAAAAUAUAGAAGUGUCUAACAAAGAUGUCUAAUAAAAAUCAUUUAUAAUACAAAA